AUGGGGGACCUCCUAGCUUACUUUCAUGGUGAGGCUCAUGUCGUUGCUCUUGAUAUCACGAAAGAGUUUGAUCAGCUAUGGGUGGCUGACUUUCUCUCUGACCGUAAGAUAUCCGAAAAGCUAGGCUAUUUGUUUAGGGAUAAAUCUAGCCUGGAAUGCUGCUUACAUGUUUGGGGUGCUGCCGCCCCGACUUCAUUAUCCAUGCUCGAUGCUACCCUUUCGCACUGGCGGGCCGUUGGCGAUAUUGCUCUGUUCUACCGCUAUGCCAACGGGCUUUGCUCCUCAGAGCUUUCCCCCACGAUGCCGCCGCGCAAUGUGCCCGCCAAACAGACCCGCCUGACAUCCAGAAGUGGUCGAUACGACCGCUCCUUUUACUAA
This is a messenger RNA of Acanthoscelides obtectus, 378 nucleotides long. NCBI's taxonomy places the organism in Eukaryota, Metazoa, Arthropoda, Insecta, Coleoptera, Chrysomelidae. The record is from the annotation of a GenBank genome assembly.